GGGAAACAGAUAACACAUAAUUUGAAAAGUCGAGCAUCCGAGUUUAUAUUUUAUGCUCUAGCAUUGGAUGAAAGCACAGAUAUGGCAGGUACUGCCCAACUGGCAAUUUUUAUCAAGGGUGUUGAUGUCCAUAAAAUAAAAAAAAAAACAGAAACAUUAGCGGCAUUGUAUCCACUUAAGGACACUACUAAGUUACAAGAUUUGUUAGAGGCAGUAACAUAG
Molecule: messenger RNA, 222 nt
Organism: Lymnaea stagnalis (great pond snail)
Lineage: Eukaryota; Metazoa; Mollusca; Gastropoda; Lymnaeidae
Source: the annotation of a GenBank genome assembly